Molecule: messenger RNA, 1389 nt
Organism: Symbiodinium sp. CCMP2592
Lineage: Eukaryota; Dinophyceae; Suessiales; Symbiodiniaceae
Source: the annotation of a GenBank genome assembly
AUGACGGAUGGCGCCGGCAAAGCGCCCGAAGUGUCAAUCAUCCUGCCCGUGUACAAUGCAGAGGAGUUUCUCGACGAGGCCUUUCAUUCCAUACUGGAGCAAAGCUUUCUUCAAAAAGGUGGCCAUCUGGAAGUCUCCAUCUUCGACGACGGCAGCCACGACCGCAGCGCCGAAAUUGUGGAACAAUGGCGGAGGCAACUCACUGAAGCGUAUCCGGACACAUUGCGCUUCACUGUUGGCACCAACACCGCCAGGCUCGAGGCAGCACGCCGCGGCGAGCGGCGCAAUGAGGCCUAUGCGAAGGAGGAUGGCUCACAGCUCCCUGCGGCAGCGGAAGAGGCCGCCUCUUGCGCCCUCUGCAGGCGCCGGGCGCCCUUUGAGGAGCUCCAGGCCAAGAAGGCGAGCUCCAAGAAGGACGAGAAGCUCUAUUGCAAAACCUGCUGCGCCCUCUCAAAGGAAGAGUGGCAGCAAAAGCGGAGGGAGGUCUACACCGAAAAGAUGUCGAGGAACCAGGGCUACGGAGGUUCCGCCAGCACUGCGUUGCCGGCGAAUGGCGUGCCCUGCGGCAUUGGCUUUGCGUGCAACAGCGCAGUGCAGCAGUCCAGUGGCGAGUUCCUUUGCCGCUUCGAUGCUGACGACGUGAUGUACCCUGAGCGAAUUCAGCUGCAGAUCGAAGCGCUUCGAGCUCUGCCCUCUGAGCAUCAAGAUCGCACCCUGGUGGGCACAGGCUUUGUCCGCAUGCCGGAGGACGCCACGCCGCGGUACACCGGGUGGCUCAAUGGGAUGACCGAUGACCAGCUCACAUCGCAGCGCUUCAGAGAGGUCACGCUCCUACAUCCGACCUGGAUGUACCACCGCCGGAUUUGGGAGCGCGUCGGCGGCUACACGCAAGACACCGCCGUGGGUGAGGACAUCGUCUUCUUCCAUAAGCAUUUGGAGGCCGACGGCCUGCUCCUGAGGGUGCCGCGGCCACUGUUGCGCUACCGUUGUCACCCCGGUCAGCGCUCCUGGCGCCUGCCUCGGCGGGCGGUGCAAGCCGCCAAGGUGGCAGCGUUUCAGAGGCAGAUCCUCGUCGUUGAGCCCUGGAAUCGAGGUUUCGGUGUGCUUGGCGCUGGGCGUGAUGCACGUGACUUCGUCAAGGCUUUGUCGGAUGAUGCCCGGAAGCUGGUGACCGAAUUCUACGAGGUCGACAAGAACAAGUGGGGGAAAUGGAUUUCGGUGGCACAGGCAGAUGGGUCCCUAUUUCACAUGCCCAUCGUGCCACAGCAGUGGUUGAGAACACCCUUCGUCGUCUGCGUCGCCCUGGAGCGUGGCUUCGGGGUCAUUGAAGCGAUCAAACGCGAUGCUCCCGCUGCGCGCGAGGGUGUCGACUACUUUCACUUGGUCUGA